GAAGGGGAAAAAACCCGAACCGUUUAGGCGCUGAUUAUGGCGGUUUAAGGGUAAAGAGUGGAAAGCACUGAUAAACGAGUUUCCUCUUCUCCCAAGCAAAGGCAAGUUCUGGUUUCUUCCAUUUCGCUCGUAGCUGCGAUUUGAUCGAGAGAGAGAGAGAGAGAUGGCUUGCGUGCACGACCAUAGCUGUGAAGAUCACGAUUGCUCGUCAGAUUUUUCUCUCUACAAACAUGUAGACCUUUCCAAGGUUUCUGCUUUGAAUGAGGCUAUUACAGGAAGUGUCAAGUCAGUUUUUAGAUCUUGGGAACAGCGACUAAAUUCUUCUGAGGGCCACUUGGAGAGCAACGAGGGUGAUCCCGAGUUACUAGUUUUCAUCCCUAUUGGUGCACUUUUACUUGUUCAAGAUCUUAUGCAGGCUGUACUCGUAGAUUCAUGCAUCCUCCAAUCUGUUGUUAAAACAUUUACGUCUGAUGUUAAAAUCAAGAGCAUUUCAGUUGUCGGUGGUGCUGAUGGAACAAGUCCUUCCAAGAUGAGGGCGUUCAUAAACCGAGAAGGUAUUGACUUUUCUGAUGCUCAAAAUAUGCAACCCAUUCAGGAGUGGGAUUUGGCAGAGAAUUUGCAAGGAGUUUUAGAGUACCAGACAAAAUAUUCUAGAUUCCAAGGCGUGGGGAAUCUCACAUUGCAUUUUCCUGAUAAUUUUGGUGGUGAUGCAACUCAGAUACAUUACAUUGGCUUAAAGGGUGAAGCUACACAAUUGAAGAGGGAUGCCGUCGCGACCAUUGUUUACGAACUGAUGCCCAAUCCUUCUGACCACAAGACAAAAGCUGAAGGUGGAGGGGGCCUUUCGCAAGUGGAAUGAAGAUUGCUUAAAAGCAAGGUUGCAUUACUUAAAGGAGUGUAUUCCUUGUGUACAUUUGGCCACAGGAUAUUAACACAGACCCUUCGUUCUAGAACUAAUCAAUUCUACUCGCAUCUUUAGAUUCUUGCCAUUUUUCUUCAUGGUGAAGUUUCUUGUUUUAGAUGGAGCAGAUGUUACUCAGAAAGAUAUCUAACUGCUUCUGGAAACACUUCUAGUCGUCAAUGGAGAAUUACGUUUUGUCAA
This is a messenger RNA of Rhododendron vialii, 1102 nucleotides long. RefSeq lists its product as uncharacterized. Lineage: Eukaryota; Viridiplantae; Streptophyta; Magnoliopsida; Ericales; Ericaceae. The transcript is spliced from 10 exons. The record is from RefSeq and is a predicted model, not a curated record. The coding region runs from base 164 to 859 and encodes 231 amino acids.